Messenger RNA from Cynara cardunculus var. scolymus (artichoke), 4314 nucleotides. RefSeq names its product mediator of RNA polymerase II transcription subunit 16. The transcript is spliced from 16 exons. The record is from RefSeq and is a predicted model, not a curated record. Gene Ontology annotation, cellular component: mediator complex. Gene Ontology annotation, biological process: regulation of DNA-templated transcription. Bases 165 to 3935 code for a protein of 1256 amino acids. Lineage: Eukaryota; Viridiplantae; Streptophyta; Magnoliopsida; Asterales; Asteraceae.
CUCUCAACAAAAACAAAUCAAAGUCUGUAGCUCCAGUCAUUCCUGUCGCCCUCAAUUGCGACUUUCUCACCACUUCAUCUCUCUCUCUCUAAAACACACCCCUCUUUCUCUCUCUAUAUCUAUAUAUAAAUUAGGGUUUUUGGCCCUUUACUUGUUUCUUUCAGAUGAGUGCCUCGUCUGGUCCUGUUGCUUACAAUAAUAAAGACUCUGAAGAAGAAUUAUCCUCUGGUGGUACAACUGCCACUGUUGCAGCUACUACUUCUUCUGUUAUUGAGCCUUCUGACGGUGCUAUCGGUGUUUCUGAUUCCGGUGCCGUUGGCGGAGAAGAUAGUGAUAUCGAUAAAGGAGGCGGGACUCCCAUGGAGGAGGACUCUGUGAAUCCCGCAACCGUGUUUUGUAUUAGACUUAAGCAGCCAAGAUCAAAUUUGCAGUACAAAAUGAGUGUCCCUGAGCUUUGUCGCAAUUUUAGUGCUGUUGCUUGGUGUGGAAAGCUAAAUGCUAUAGCAUGUGCAUCCGAGACUUGUGCACGUAUACCAAGUUCUAAUGCAAACCCACCAUUUUGGAUUCCAAUACAUAUUGUGAUCCCUGAACGACCGACCGAGUCAACCGUAUUCAAUGUCAUAGCAGAUUCUCCACGUGAUUCAGUUCAGUUUAUUGAAUGGUCGCCUUCGUCUUGUCCUCGUGCUUUGCUAAUUGCUAAUUUUCAUGGGCGGAUAACCAUCUGGACUCAGCCUUCCCAAGGGUCGGUUAGUUUGGUUAAAGAUGCUAGUUGUUGGCAGCGAGAACAUGAGUGGCGGCAGGAUAUUGCAGUUGUUACAAAGUGGCUGUCUGGGGUGUCUCCUUAUAGGUGGCUUUCCUCAAGAUCUAGUAGUUCUACGAAGUCAACAUUUGAGGAAAAGUUUCUCUCACAACGACCUCAAGCUCCAGGUGCUGGAUGGCCAAACUUUCUCUGUGUAUGCUCUGUCUUCUCAUCUGGGUCUGUUCAGCUCCAUUGGUCUCAGUGGCCAUCUAAUCAGAGUGGCACAUCUAAAUGGUUUUGCACAAGCAAAGGCCUUUUAGGUGCUGGGCCUAGUGGGAUUAUGGCAGCUGAUGCAAUUGUGACAGACUCUGGAGCCUUGCAUGUGGCAGGAGUUCCUAUUGUGAACCCAUCUACUGUUGUUGUCUGGGAGGUCACCCCUGGUCCUGGCAAUGGAUUUCAAGCUACUCCAAAGGCUACUACUAGCAAUGGGAUCCCUCCUUCACUUAAUCCACCUUCAUGGGAUGGUUUUGCCUCCUUGGCUUCGUAUUUGUUUAGCUGGCAGGAAUACCUAUUUUUAGAAGCUAAGCAAGGGAAGAAGCAGACAGAGCAAGAUUAUAGUGACAUGGUUGCACUUCAUUGUUCUCCUGUUUCAAAUUUUUCUGCAUAUGUGAGUCCAGAGGCUUCAGCUCAAUCAGCAGCAACAACUACAUGGGGUUCUGGAGUCACAGCAGUUGCCUUUGACCCUACCUGUGGUGGGUCUGUGAUUGCUAUUGUGAUUGUUGAAGGGCAAUACAUGUCUCCCUACGACCCAGACGAGGGUCCUUCAAUUACUGGAUGGAGAGUUCAACGUUGGGAAUCUUCUCUAGAGCCUGUUGUCCUUCAUCCGAUAUUUGGGAAUCCCACAACCAGUUUUGGUGGGCAGCCCCCGAUGCAGACGGUGUGGAUCACAAAAGUGAAUAAAAGCAUUCCGGCUACAGAUUAUUUUAAAAAUAACCAAGCAGCUGCCACAGCAUUGACCCCCGAGGGUCUAAACACAUCUGACUCUGACAGUGAGAAGGCAAAGAGGGUUGUUUUUGAUCCAUUUGAUUUGCCAAGUGAUGUUAGAACUCUUGCUCGCAUAGUCUAUUCUGCUCAUGGUGGUGAGGUUGCUGUUGCUUUUCUACGAGGUGGGGUGCACAUUUUUUCUGGUUCAAGCUUCACACCUGUUGAUAACUAUCAGAUCAAUGUUGUUUCUGCAAUUGCUUCUCCUGCAUUUUCUUCUACUAGUUGCUGUUCUGCUACUGUUUGGCAUGAUGCAGUCAGGGAUUGCACUAUGUUGAAGAUAAUCCGUGUUCUUCCCCCUGCUGUUCCAAGCAGUCAAGUGAAGGCAAACUCCUCAACAUGGGAACGUGCAAUUGCAGAAAGAUUUUGGUGGAGUCUUAUGGUUGGAGUUGAUUGGUGGGAUGCUGUUGGCUGUACACAGAGUGCUGCUGAGGAUGGCAUCGUUUCAUUAAACAAUGUGAUUGCGGUUCUUGAUGCUGAUUUUCAUUCUCUUCCUUCCACUCAGCACCGACAGCAAUAUGGUCCUGGAUUAGACAGGAUAAAAUGCAGACUCUUAGAAGGUACAAAUGCUCAGGAAGUGAGAGCAAUGGUGCUCGAUAUGCAAGCAAGAUUACUACUGGAUAUGCUAGGAAAAGGAAUAGAGUCGGCUCUGAUUAAUCCUUCAGCUCUAGUAGGUGAGCCAUGGCAGGCAUCUGGUGAGACAUUAAACAGCAUUGACCAUGAAGCUAUGGCUGUUGAUCCAGCACUUGUACUAAACGUCCAGGCAUAUGUUGAUGCUGUUCUCGAUCUAGCUUCACACUUCAUUACACGCUUGCGUCGUUAUGCUAGUUUCUGUCGUACAUUGGCAAGUCAUGCCGUAACUGCAGGUACAGGCGGCAACCGUAACAUGGUGAUCAGUCCCACCCCAAGUACUGGCAAUACUGGAGCUACACAGGGUGCUCAAAAUGGUACUGCAAGUUCAACUGCAAGCACUCCAAUUCAAGCCUGGGUACAAGGAGCUAUUGCCAAGAUCAGUAGCACCUCUGAUGGAGUUUCUAAUGCGACUCCCAAUCCCAUUAGUGGCCCGUCUUCGUUUAUGCCUAUAAGUAUAAAUACUGGAACUUUCCCUGGAACUCCAGCUGUCAGACUUAUUGGGGACUGUCAUUUUCUUCAUAGAUUGUGUCAGCUUUUGCUGUUUUGUUUUUUCUUCCGGCGGAUUCAACUACCCCGAUUCAUAGGUGCUGCUCAAAGGAACACAGAUUCAGCUGUGCAUAAACCUCAGCCUGGUGCUACCGGCAAGGUUGAAGAAAUCAGCUCCGUUCCUACAAAAGUGGCAUCAUCUUUGGGUAGAUCAGAAGAGUUACCCAUUUCUCGAGCUGGGCAGAUUGGCUCUGGAGCAAAAGGCCCUGAAGAAGGUCCAGCAAAUAGGUCAAGAUGUGGUUCUGGCAAUGCUGGUCAAGGAUACACAUUUGACGAGGUAAAGGUCCUUUUUCUCAUACUAAUGGAUCUUUGUAAACGAACACAAGGUCUGGCACACCCAUUGCCUGUUUCUCAGGUAGGGAGCAGCAACAUCCAGGUCCGUCUCCAUUAUAUAGAUGGAAACUAUACCGUUUUGCCAGAGGUUGUUGAAGCAUCACUUGGACCACAUAUGCAGAAUAUGCCCCGGCCUAGGGGUGCAGAUGCUGCCGGUUUGUUACUUAGAGAGUUAGAACUCCAUCCUCCUGCUGAAGAAUGGCAUAGACGGAAUACAUUUGGUGGACCCUGGUCUGAUCCGGAUGAUCUGGGUGUCGAUGAUUCUUCAAGGCUGAGCACUUCCACGGAUUUGCUUAACUUCAGCAUGGUUGAAAGUAGUGAUGUUCACCAUGAAGCCCAACGCUUGUGGCCAAGAAAGCGCAGAAUGUCAGAGAGAGAUGCAGCUUUUGGGCUGAACACUUCGGUUGGUUUGGGAGCAUAUCUUGGGAUAAUGGGUUCUCGGCGUGACGUGGUGACUGCUGUAUGGAAAACUGGUCUUGAAGGAGUUUGGUACAAGUGUAUAAGAUGUUUGCGGCAAACUUCAGCUUUUAGCUCACAAGGUGGCAACAACACAUCUACACAGAGUGAGCGGGAGACCUGGUGGAUCAGCCGCUGGGUUCAUGGCUGUCCUAUGUGUGGAGGGACAUGGGUUCGUGUUGUAUAGAAGACUGCUUCAGUUACACUCUAGGUUAGCACCUUGCUUCCAGUUUUAUGUGUACUUCCUAAAAUCGCUAUUGCACACUACACUAGGAAUGUUCCUUUUCUUGUAAAUAACGUUUUAUUUGUGUCGAUAGAAAUGUGGUUCCAUACUGAAGUAAAUGCAAGAUGACUCGGAUUCUGUUGUAUCGAAAUGGACCAAGUACCUGUCAAAUAGUAAAAAUUGCCAUUUUGAUAAGACGAAGGGAGCAUGUAUGCACAUCUUGUUAUUUGAAUGCUAUUUGCAGGUGCUGUUUAGUGUGUAAUGAAUAUGAACAUUGAAAUGUAAAUGUGUAACACUUUGCAAAAUUUGAAGCUGAAUUUCCAAUUUAGAAGUAAUUACAAAA